Molecule: messenger RNA, 6233 nt
Organism: Homo sapiens (human)
Lineage: Eukaryota; Metazoa; Chordata; Mammalia; Primates; Hominidae
Gene: ATP8B1
Product: ATPase phospholipid transporting 8B1
Exons: 28
Coding region: 416-4171 (1251 amino acids)
Biological process (GO): bile acid and bile salt transport; phospholipid transport; regulation of plasma membrane organization
Cellular component (GO): stereocilium; apical plasma membrane; Golgi apparatus
Molecular function (GO): magnesium ion binding; phosphatidylcholine floppase activity; phosphatidylserine floppase activity
Source: RefSeq, a predicted model, not a curated record
UUUUACUCUGUUAGAAACAAAAACAACCACAAUACAAGCCAUAAUGCAAAGAAUGGUUCAGGCAGUAAGUUGUUAAAGUACAAAUGAUAAAGACAUUACAUCGGGAUUUGAGGACCUGGAAAAGGAAUGAAGCUGCCUAGCUGCCCUUGUGAGUGUACUUGUGAGGGAGCAGAAGGUGGCUGGAGCUAGGGUGGGGCCUGCAAUGGGCACAGUCAGAGCAGAUAGAGCCUCUCCAAGUUCUAACGCAUAUGUGAAAAUCUAGUAAUUUCUAUAAUGAAGCACAACAGAAAUGUCUAUCAACAGAUUUUGAAGAUAAUCUGGAAGCCUUGUAGAUCCCCAUUUGACCUAUGGAAGCUGUUUCUUGAGAGUCAUUGAUUCUGAUUUCAGAGUAUGGUAGUUCCAAUUUGCCAGCAGAAUGAGUACAGAAAGAGACUCAGAAACGACAUUUGACGAGGAUUCUCAGCCUAAUGACGAAGUGGUUCCCUACAGUGAUGAUGAAACAGAAGAUGAACUUGAUGACCAGGGGUCUGCUGUUGAACCAGAACAAAACCGAGUCAACAGGGAAGCAGAGGAGAACCGGGAGCCAUUCAGAAAAGAAUGUACAUGGCAAGUCAAAGCAAACGAUCGCAAGUACCACGAACAACCUCACUUUAUGAACACAAAAUUCUUGUGUAUUAAGGAGAGUAAAUAUGCGAAUAAUGCAAUUAAAACAUACAAGUACAACGCAUUUACCUUUAUACCAAUGAAUCUGUUUGAGCAGUUUAAGAGAGCAGCCAAUUUAUAUUUCCUGGCUCUUCUUAUCUUACAGGCAGUUCCUCAAAUCUCUACCCUGGCUUGGUACACCACACUAGUGCCCCUGCUUGUGGUGCUGGGCGUCACUGCAAUCAAAGACCUGGUGGACGAUGUGGCUCGCCAUAAAAUGGAUAAGGAAAUCAACAAUAGGACGUGUGAAGUCAUUAAGGAUGGCAGGUUCAAAGUUGCUAAGUGGAAAGAAAUUCAAGUUGGAGACGUCAUUCGUCUGAAAAAAAAUGAUUUUGUUCCAGCUGACAUUCUCCUGCUGUCUAGCUCUGAGCCUAACAGCCUCUGCUAUGUGGAAACAGCAGAACUGGAUGGAGAAACCAAUUUAAAAUUUAAGAUGUCACUUGAAAUCACAGACCAGUACCUCCAAAGAGAAGAUACAUUGGCUACAUUUGAUGGUUUUAUUGAAUGUGAAGAACCCAAUAACAGACUAGAUAAGUUUACAGGAACACUAUUUUGGAGAAACACAAGUUUUCCUUUGGAUGCUGAUAAAAUUUUGUUACGUGGCUGUGUAAUUAGGAACACCGAUUUCUGCCACGGCUUAGUCAUUUUUGCAGGUGCUGACACUAAAAUAAUGAAGAAUAGUGGGAAAACCAGAUUUAAAAGAACUAAAAUUGAUUACUUGAUGAACUACAUGGUUUACACGAUCUUUGUUGUUCUUAUUCUGCUUUCUGCUGGUCUUGCCAUCGGCCAUGCUUAUUGGGAAGCACAGGUGGGCAAUUCCUCUUGGUACCUCUAUGAUGGAGAAGACGAUACACCCUCCUACCGUGGAUUCCUCAUUUUCUGGGGCUAUAUCAUUGUUCUCAACACCAUGGUACCCAUCUCUCUCUAUGUCAGCGUGGAAGUGAUUCGUCUUGGACAGAGUCACUUCAUCAACUGGGACCUGCAAAUGUACUAUGCUGAGAAGGACACACCCGCAAAAGCUAGAACCACCACACUCAAUGAACAGCUCGGGCAGAUCCAUUAUAUCUUCUCUGAUAAGACGGGGACACUCACACAAAAUAUCAUGACCUUUAAAAAGUGCUGUAUCAACGGGCAGAUAUAUGGGGACCAUCGGGAUGCCUCUCAACACAACCACAACAAAAUAGAGCAAGUUGAUUUUAGCUGGAAUACAUAUGCUGAUGGGAAGCUUGCAUUUUAUGACCACUAUCUUAUUGAGCAAAUCCAGUCAGGGAAAGAGCCAGAAGUACGACAGUUCUUCUUCUUGCUCGCAGUUUGCCACACAGUCAUGGUGGAUAGGACUGAUGGUCAGCUCAACUACCAGGCAGCCUCUCCCGAUGAAGGUGCCCUGGUAAACGCUGCCAGGAACUUUGGCUUUGCCUUCCUCGCCAGGACCCAGAACACCAUCACCAUCAGUGAACUGGGCACUGAAAGGACUUACAAUGUUCUUGCCAUUUUGGACUUCAACAGUGACCGGAAGCGAAUGUCUAUCAUUGUAAGAACCCCAGAAGGCAAUAUCAAGCUUUACUGUAAAGGUGCUGACACUGUUAUUUAUGAACGGUUACAUCGAAUGAAUCCUACUAAGCAAGAAACACAGGAUGCCCUGGAUAUCUUUGCAAAUGAAACUCUUAGAACCCUAUGCCUUUGCUACAAGGAAAUUGAAGAAAAAGAAUUUACAGAAUGGAAUAAAAAGUUUAUGGCUGCCAGUGUGGCCUCCACCAACCGGGACGAAGCUCUGGAUAAAGUAUAUGAGGAGAUUGAAAAAGACUUAAUUCUCCUGGGAGCUACAGCUAUUGAAGACAAGCUACAGGAUGGAGUUCCAGAAACCAUUUCAAAACUUGCAAAAGCUGACAUUAAGAUCUGGGUGCUUACUGGAGACAAAAAGGAAACUGCUGAAAAUAUAGGAUUUGCUUGUGAACUUCUGACUGAAGACACCACCAUCUGCUAUGGGGAGGAUAUUAAUUCUCUUCUUCAUGCAAGGAUGGAAAACCAGAGGAAUAGAGGUGGCGUCUACGCAAAGUUUGCACCUCCUGUGCAGGAAUCUUUUUUUCCACCCGGUGGAAACCGUGCCUUAAUCAUCACUGGUUCUUGGUUGAAUGAAAUUCUUCUCGAGAAAAAGACCAAGAGAAAUAAGAUUCUGAAGCUGAAGUUCCCAAGAACAGAAGAAGAAAGACGGAUGCGGACCCAAAGUAAAAGGAGGCUAGAAGCUAAGAAAGAGCAGCGGCAGAAAAACUUUGUGGACCUGGCCUGCGAGUGCAGCGCAGUCAUCUGCUGCCGCGUCACCCCCAAGCAGAAGGCCAUGGUGGUGGACCUGGUGAAGAGGUACAAGAAAGCCAUCACGCUGGCCAUCGGAGAUGGGGCCAAUGACGUGAACAUGAUCAAAACUGCCCACAUUGGCGUUGGAAUAAGUGGACAAGAAGGAAUGCAAGCUGUCAUGUCGAGUGACUAUUCCUUUGCUCAGUUCCGAUAUCUGCAGAGGCUACUGCUGGUGCAUGGCCGAUGGUCUUACAUAAGGAUGUGCAAGUUCCUACGAUACUUCUUUUACAAAAACUUUGCCUUUACUUUGGUUCAUUUCUGGUACUCCUUCUUCAAUGGCUACUCUGCGCAGACUGCAUACGAGGAUUGGUUCAUCACCCUCUACAACGUGCUGUACACCAGCCUGCCCGUGCUCCUCAUGGGGCUGCUCGACCAGGAUGUGAGUGACAAACUGAGCCUCCGAUUCCCUGGGUUAUACAUAGUGGGACAAAGAGACUUACUAUUCAACUAUAAGAGAUUCUUUGUAAGCUUGUUGCAUGGGGUCCUAACAUCGAUGAUCCUCUUCUUCAUACCUCUUGGAGCUUAUCUGCAAACCGUAGGGCAGGAUGGAGAGGCACCUUCCGACUACCAGUCUUUUGCCGUCACCAUUGCCUCUGCUCUUGUAAUAACAGUCAAUUUCCAGAUUGGCUUGGAUACUUCUUAUUGGACUUUUGUGAAUGCUUUUUCAAUUUUUGGAAGCAUUGCACUUUAUUUUGGCAUCAUGUUUGACUUUCAUAGUGCUGGAAUACAUGUUCUCUUUCCAUCUGCAUUUCAAUUUACAGGCACAGCUUCAAACGCUCUGAGACAGCCAUACAUUUGGUUAACUAUCAUCCUGGCUGUUGCUGUGUGCUUACUACCCGUCGUUGCCAUUCGAUUCCUGUCAAUGACCAUCUGGCCAUCAGAAAGUGAUAAGAUCCAGAAGCAUCGCAAGCGGUUGAAGGCGGAGGAGCAGUGGCAGCGACGGCAGCAGGUGUUCCGCCGGGGCGUGUCAACGCGGCGCUCGGCCUACGCCUUCUCGCACCAGCGGGGCUACGCGGACCUCAUCUCCUCCGGGCGCAGCAUCCGCAAGAAGCGCUCGCCGCUUGAUGCCAUCGUGGCGGAUGGCACCGCGGAGUACAGGCGCACCGGGGACAGCUGAUCCCUUACCCCCAGGCUGGGAUGCGGCCACAAAGCACGUCUAUUUUUUUAUGAAAGACUCUCAGGACUUUGUGUGUGUGUGUGAAUUGCAUUCAUCACAAAGAUAUUGAAGACAAUAAAUAAUCUUUAUAACAAACUCCUUGGGUUGGACUAUUAAACAAUAGCAGAGCCAAGAAAUAGGACUUUUAAAAGUCCUAUUAUUCGGCCGGGCGUGGUGGCUCAGGUCUGUAAUCCCAGCACUUUAGGAGGCUGAGGAGGGGAGAUCACCUGAGGCCAGGAGUUCGAGACCAGCCCAGCCAACAUGGUGAAACCCUGUCUCUACCAUAAAUUAAAAAUUAGCCGGGCUUGGUGGUGGGCACCCGUAAUCCCACCUAUUUGAGAAGCUGAAGCAGAAGAAUCGCUUGAACCUGGGAGAUGGAGGUUACAGUGAGCCGAGAUUGCGCCACUGCACUCCAGCCUGGGUGACAGAGCAAGACUCUGUCUUAAGAAAAAUUUAAAAAUAGGCCGGGCAUGGUGGCUCAUGCCUGUCAUCCUAGCACUUUGGGAGGCCAAGGCAGGUGGAUCACUUGAGGUCAGGAGACCAGCCCGGCCAACAUGGUGAAACCCCAUCUCUACUAAAAAUACAAAAAUUAGCUGGAAAUCGCUUGAACCUGGGAGGUGGAGGUUCCAGUGAGCCGAGAUCGUGGCACUGCACUCCAACCUGAGCAACAGAGUGAGACACCAGCUCAAAAAAAAUUUUUUAAUAAUAAUAAAAGUCCUAUUAUUCAACUGGUUAUGUACAUUAUGGUUGAAAGGGAACGUUUUAAUCCAGUCUCAAUCCAGGGCAAUAGAAUUACAAAGCAUGUUGUAUUUCAGUUCAAAUGGUAUUGUAUUAUAAAAUUACAGUUACAUUUUCCUUUCGGUGAUCUUCAGCAUAAUUUCCCAGAGGCCCCUUUUUCCUCCCUAUAGGCCAUCUUAUUAACAGAUUUUAAAAUUUAUAGUAAUGACAAAUGACUUAUCAGUGUUCAUCAUCUGAAAGCUAAGUGGUUCGUUCAAUCACUUUUUCAAAGUUGAUAGUAGAUUGCAUGGUUUCAUGUUUCCUCAUAUUGGUUUAUUAAUUCUAUUUAAUCAAGGAAAAUAACUUCAGAUUCCAUAAAGUUUCAGUUUAUUUUUAGUUUACUACUAGGUGAGAUAGCACAUUACAUACUUUUACUAUCAAAUAUUAUUUUAGCAGCUUCCCAUAGUACCAAAUGAUUUGAUUCCCUACUCUCAUUUUUUAAAGCAUAUAAAUAUUUAUGGGCUUAAAAAGGGGGUUUUUAAAAACUGAGGAUAUCAGUAAUAAAUUGCAGAAUAUUUUGCAAAGCUUUCUUUUGGAAAGCAAACUUUUGUGCCUGCCUAUAUGCAAAGUAUUUUAUCAGGGACUUGAACAAAGACCUCACUCUUUUUCACUUGUCUUAUGUCGAGAGAAAAGGUUAUUGGCAGCCACAUUCCUAAGACUGGGGAAUGGUGUGUCCUUUUAAAUUUGAAGAUAACUUUAGGUAAUUAUGGAAACUCCUCAAAGAGGAGAAAGUAAUUUUUUUCCAGACAUUUUUCUCAUUCUGUGUCUUUCACACACUAGUUUCCAUAGUUCGAGAAUUCUGUUUUUUACCAUUGGGCUGUGAAUGUUCACAAUAUCAGUCCUGUUGAAUUCCUAUGAGGUAAUCACAAUGUGUAUAUGUUCAUUUUCUAGGUAUGAUAAAAGAAUGUAUGGCUUUUUAUUCUGUGGAAGUAAAAUCCUGAACGUUUACAACUUUUCCUUAACUUGUAAAUAAAAAAUUGUAAGUUUUUUCUUUUUUUACAGAAAACUUAGCUUGUGUAAUUCUGUUAGUUUCAGAUUUCUCUCCUGUUUUUGCAAAUUGUGGGAAAGAUUGACAAUGCAAAUGUGUCAAAGACAUACUGUUGGGUGCAAUAUUAACAAUUUUAAAUGCAAAUUUCUUUGGAUAAAUUAUUUCUAUAUUCUGUAAAUCUGAGAUUUAAUGUAUAUUUUGUUUAAAAAAAUGAUUUAGUAAAAUCUUUGAAAAGUAUGAUCUUCUAAAGUAUUUAAA